CCACUAACAGAAACGCCUGGAAGAAAAUCACCAUGAUGAAGCUAUUUUUGCAGUCAAAAAUAUCUAGUUGAUUUGCUACCGAUAUAGGCGACUUACUUGUGUAACUUAAGCGCUAUGGUGCUCGCAGAAGGUUGGUUUAUCAAACGCGGAGAGGAUCUAAUUGCCGCCUUGAAGUCCUCAUCCACAAAUGAAAAACAAGACGAGGCUGUUGCCAGCCACAUCCAAUGGAUGGAAACAAACGAUUCCACAAAUAUUCCAGAGUUUGAUUCGAAUCUGGAGUGGUUGAACUGCACUAACCCUCUAUCAUUCAAAGACCAACUUCAAGGGAAAUUGUGCGUUUUGGAUUUCUUUACGUACUGCUGCAUUAACUGUAUGCAUAUUUUACCCGAUCUGGAAGCGUUGGAACAUCUUUACUCUGAGAAAGAUGGUCUUGUGAUACUCGGGGUUCACUCCGCGAAAUUCGAGAACGAAAGAUCUUCUACGAACAUUCUAAGCGCUAUAUUACGGUAUGAUAUCAGGCAUGCCGUUGUAAAUGAUUCCGAGGCAAAGUUAUGGCACACCUUGUCGGUUCAGUGUUGGCCAACUUUAGUUAUUGUGAGUCCUGAGGGAAGAAUCCUUCUUAGUUUGGUGGGGGAAGGACACAGGGAAACACUGUUGCAGUUUGUGGGAUCAGCGUUGAAAUUUUACAAGCAGAAAGGAAAAGUGAAAGGCCAUUCAAUUGGUGUCUCUCUGGUCAAAGACUCCCUACCCCUGACAAGUCUGUCAUUUCCUGGAAAAAUAUCUAUGGACAAGAGAGGGGAAAGAUUGGUAGUGGCUGACACAGGGCACCAUAGAAUCCUUGUAAUAAACAAAGAUGGAAUCAUUUUGAAUUCUAUUGGUGGAGGGGAAAAACAUGAAGCUGGAUUUGUGGAUGGCUCAUUUCAAGAAGCAAGGUUUCAUUCACCUCAAGGAGUAACCUUUGACAAGGAAAUUAUUUUUGUUGCUGAUACUGAGAAUCAUGCUAUCAGACAGAUUAAUCUGGAGAAAGGGACAGUCGCUACAGUUGCUGGCAAUGGUAAGCAAGGAAGUGACAAGGAAGGAGGAAGCAAUGGAACAUCACAAAGCAUCAGUUCACCAUGGGAUGUUACUGUGGGUCCUCCACCUGCAGGACGUCAAACUGCAGAGGAUGAUGGUGUUAGAGAUGUUCUGUACAUUGCCAUGGCUGGCACGCAUCAAAUCUGGGCAUUAUAUUUAAAGGAUAGCACGUGGCUCAAAGGAGGUUCGAAGGUGCAAGGGACAUGCCUCCGUUUUGCUGGCAGUGGUGCAGAAGAAAAUCGCAAUAACAGUUACCCACACAAGGCUUCCUUUGCACAACCAUCGGGCAUCAGUCUUGCACUGGAAAAACCUUUCAGGUGCCUGUUUGUGGCAGACAGUGAGAGCAGCAGUGUGCGGAUGGUUGAUGUGGGCAGUGGUGGUACAAAGGCUUUGGUAGGAGCAGACAGAGACCCAACAAAUCUGUUUGCGUUUGGUGAUCAAGAUGGUAAAGGUGUUGAUGUUAAGCUGCAGCAUCCUUUAGGAGUGGCCUGGAAUCCACAUUCGCAGAUGUUAUACAUGGCAGAUUCGUAUAACCACAAGAUUAAAGUCAUCGACCCUUUAAAGAAGACCUGUGAAACAUUUCUGGGCACUGGUAAACCCGGAUUAUCAUCUGGAGGAGACAGCGUACAAUUUGAUGAACCGGGUGGACUGUGUGUCAGCCCGGACGGACAGUUCUUAUACGUGGCAGACACUAACAACCACGCCAUUCGAGUAAUUGACUUAAAAACGAAAACAGUAUCACAGCUAAAUAUCGUGGAACACACUCAAAUUUCGAAGGAUCGAUCGAACGGCCAAUCAAAUGAAAAGCGCACUGUGGCAAAACGGUUAACUUCGAAAAGAACGCCAGCUACGUGUAAAGAACCAGUUCACGUGGCCCGUGGGUCGUGCCUGGACGUAAGACUUAGCAUAAGUCUCCCCGCGGGAUGUUACUUGACAAACGGUGUGACCAGUGAUUGGCAGGUCGUGGUGUUUGAGCGACAAGAAGACAAAGACGUUUUCCAGGAGCGUUUUGAAGUGGAGUCCUCAUCUGGUGUUCUAACUGAAGAAUCCCUUUGUGCUGUCUGCAAGAUCCGACUGCCAGAUGACAACUGGCAACCACAAACCGUCGCGCUGAUUGAGGCAGUGAUUUAUUUCUGUGAGCCGAGCGGGACAUGCAGAAUGGAGGAACUUGUCUACGAAGUUCCGUUGCUCAAAACAGACGGAGAGGGAGAGAGUUCACUUCAGAUAAACCACAACUGCAAACUAUAAAAUGAAUUACAUUUAUUAGGGCCUGAUAGUAAAGCAUCUAAAGAAAAAAGCAACAAAAGCAGCGUCAAUUAUCUUACUAUUAUUUGUACGUUUUGAAUGAUGUCUGAGUUAGUUUAAUUCAUCUGUAAGAGUGCUGACAGCUAAAAGACGUCGUAGGUGACCUAGUACAUAUAGAUCAGAUCUUUCUUCAUAGAGGAUAGUUUCUUUCGACGAAAUACAGUCACUUUACGUACUGGGAUGUCAUGAAGGGGUACUAUCAUGACCUUAAAAUAUUAAUGCCCGAAAGACAUAUCUAUGCAUCAGUCAAUUUCAGCAGUGCCCAUCUUCCC
Messenger RNA from Orbicella faveolata, 2651 nucleotides. RefSeq names its product NHL repeat-containing protein 2-like. The record is from RefSeq and is a predicted model, not a curated record. Gene Ontology annotation, molecular function: protein binding. Lineage: Eukaryota; Metazoa; Cnidaria; Anthozoa; Scleractinia; Merulinidae.